UCGCGUUAAGCCCAACCUGUUCCACCCAUAUCUUAAGUAUUGCAUGCCUAUUUUAAUUUUUCAUUACGUACACAGCUGCAGAAAAGUUGUUUUCACUUCAGAUCAAAAACUUGUGGUAUUACCCAGGGUGGUCUACAAGACAAGGAUGAAACUUUUAGGAGCUGCGGCAGAUAUGCAAAUGCACAACUUAGAAGUUUGUGUCGAGUCGGCAUAUGACAGAAAUGGGAAAAUACCACGACUGGUUAGACCAACUGUUCCAAAAUAUCUCAGGAAAAAACGUGCUGUUGUGGGACAUCAUCGGCCGACAACUUCUUCCUUGGCGAAAAGUUCUCAAGUUUUCUGCAGCCGAACUAAAAAAGAAUUUAUACUUCCUGCAAAAUGUUCAGCACCAUAAUCAUAAUGAUAACGGUAAUAAUAAAACUGAUUUCUGAUACUCCCCCCUCGUCCUUCUAUCGAGUACGUUGUUGCACAUUUUUGUAGAAUGAUAUUAGUGGUAUUGCAGGUUAAACUGAGUGUUAGAAUUGCAGAUAUCACAUGCCUAAUAAAUACGAUGCCACCAGAAACUAAUUGUUAUUUUGUCUAUGUGUAAAAUGUUUCUUUUUUUAUUUAGAAUUAAUUUUAGAAUUAGUUUGUAUGUAGUUAGAUAGUACCAAUAACUGGGUUAGUAGUAGUAGAAGAACAUAGAAAAAAUGAUGGAAAAGUUUGAGCAAGAGAGGUA
This is a messenger RNA of Folsomia candida, 718 nucleotides long. RefSeq lists its product as uncharacterized. The record is from RefSeq and is a predicted model, not a curated record. Bases 44 to 394 code for a protein of 116 amino acids. Lineage: Eukaryota; Metazoa; Arthropoda; Collembola; Entomobryomorpha; Isotomidae. The transcript is spliced from 4 exons.